Molecule: messenger RNA, 1212 nt
Organism: Drosophila serrata
Lineage: Eukaryota; Metazoa; Arthropoda; Insecta; Diptera; Drosophilidae
Gene: PIG-C
Product: phosphatidylinositol glycan anchor biosynthesis class C
Biological process (GO): GPI anchor biosynthetic process
Cellular component (GO): membrane; glycosylphosphatidylinositol-N-acetylglucosaminyltransferase (GPI-GnT) complex
Source: RefSeq, a predicted model, not a curated record
UUGAUAAAACGUUUUACUGCCUUUUAAGGGAUUUGAUUCUAAAUCAAAUAUAUAUAUAUAUAUAAAAUACCGCAGCAAUAUUAAUACCGCACAUCAGCUGAUCGGGCGCAGUACAAAAACAACACCAAUUAAAAACAUAAAUUUCGAUGAUUGAAAAAUGGUCAAGAAGGCGCAAGUGAAGCGGCGGCCAUGGGUCAAGAACCUGUACUCGAACCGGGAGUACCCGGACAACUACACGGACCCCAGCUUCCUCAAGGAUCUGCGCACGAACCUGCAUGUCCGGAUAUACACGUACCGCGAGGCGGCAGCCGGCAUCACAGUGCUGAACAACCAGAUCUCCUGUAUUACCGGCUUCCUGAUACUUUACCAGCUCCUGCUCAGUGACAGCGUCGCACCCACCACGAUCCUGGUGCCCAGUUGCGGGGUGACGGGGCUCGGCUACCUUUUUUACCGAGGCAGAAGCCUGAGCUGGGCCCUGCUGGGUGAGGAUUCGAAGACCCUGGUCACGGUGGUCCUAUUUGGAUACCUUUUCUCGCCGAUGCUCCAUACUCUCACGCAGGCCAUCAGCACGGAUACCAUCUACACAAUGACCUUCUUCGUCCUGCUAGCCAAUCUGAUGUUCAGUCACUAUGGGCUGGAUGUGGCCAUGGUCUCGAAGGCCAUUUCCCUAAAUGCUGCAAUUUUUGGAGCUAUUUGCCUGGCCUCCCGCCUGCCAACAUCCUAUCAUGCCUUUGUACUCCUUGUCGAGGCUGCCGUCUUCUUUGUCCUGUACCCAAUCAUUACGGAGGCCAAGUGGAACGCCCAAUGCAUGGUGCCCAUCUUUAGCAUUUGCUGCUUGGCCCUGUAUUGGAUAUCCCAUCCCGUGCUCUACCUCUACGCCAUAACCACGAUAUUCAUUAACUUUGUCUGCCCGCUGAUAUUUGUGUGGCAGCAAAAAUACAAGUUUAACAUCCACGGUCCCUGGGAUGAGGCGAUCGUGGAGGAGAACACCGACGAGAACAUCGAUGCGAACUUAUAGCAGCAACUAAGCUUCUCAGAGCAGAAGCUGCCACUUGGUCAGCCAGGUGGCGGCGAUGUCGGGGAGCACAGUCACUAAUCACCAACCUUUGCACAUGUUUAAUGUUUUGUUGAUAGUUUAUUCUUUUCUAUGUUUAUGUCUUUGAGAUUUCAUUCCAAGAGAUGUUCCAUUUUAUGUAGUUUUUUUACUUUGUA